AUGUGGCUGCUCACAGUGGUAGACUCAAAAGAGCUGCGCUACGGGAUGGUGGAUAAGGCCGUCAGUGACUUUGAGGGCUUCGUGAAGAUCGCCGAGGGCGCGUAUAUCUGGCUGACGGAGGCCAAUUCCAUCUGGGCCUUCGUGGCGGAUGAGUACCUUGAGAAGGCCAGGGCCAUCAUCGAUGCCUCCAUUGACAUGUGGAGGAUAGCUAUGCUGCUGUCAACUGAGGGGGUGAAGGUGGCCCUUACUGCGACUACAGCAGAUGGCCUCUUCGGCGCAUCAUCACUGGCAGCUGGAGGUCUAACAUGGGCUGGAGGCCUUGGCAUGGGUGCAGGUUUGGUGGUGGUCAUCGCGUCCGCCCCGUCCAUGCUGGCUGCAACCAGCCUCUAUAAGCUGAGCAGCGCUAUGGAGAACGACUCCCUGACCCCACAGGUGGUGGCGCUUGGGGGGGCCGGGGGUGUCCUGGCCGGCUCCACAGCCGGGCUGCUUAUGGUAUCGGAGUCUGGGACCAUUGCAGGGCUCUCUGCCUCUGGGCUCCUCAGUGGCCUCGCCACCUUGGGAGGAGGCAGCGUGAUGACCAGCCUUGCAGUGGUUGGAGGCGUUGCCACGCUCACAGCCGUGGGUGUAGGAGGUGUAGUUUGGAGGGUCUCACGGAGCUAUGUGCAGGAUCGGCUGCUACACCAGAGGUCUACCAUGAUAGACCUGGCUGUACAGUACAAAUUUGAAAGCCGAUUGGAGCCGGAGUCCCCCCCAACAGGUGACCAAGCGCCAGCUGUGGAGAUACCUUCAGAAGAAAGGUAG
Messenger RNA from Symbiodinium pilosum, 801 nucleotides. NCBI's taxonomy places the organism in Eukaryota, Dinophyceae, Suessiales, Symbiodiniaceae. The record is from the annotation of a GenBank genome assembly.